Molecule: messenger RNA, 925 nt
Organism: Xyrauchen texanus (razorback sucker)
Lineage: Eukaryota; Metazoa; Chordata; Actinopteri; Cypriniformes; Catostomidae
Product: deleted in azoospermia-like
Exons: 10
Coding region: 53-712 (219 amino acids)
Molecular function (GO): mRNA 3'-UTR binding; protein binding
Source: RefSeq, a predicted model, not a curated record
UAGGCAGAUGACGACAGAGAUGAUUUAACUGAGACGGGCCACUUCGAUUAAAAUGAAUGCGAGAAAUUGGAACGCCCAACGUCAGGAUAUCCAGAAACAGCGUCAGGGGUUCGUGAAAUUGUCUAACGGUUAUAUUUUGCCGGAAGGCAAGAUGACGCCCAACACGCUGUUCGUCGGCGGGAUUGACAUGAAGGUGGAUGAGAACGAGAUCAGGGAAUUCUUUGCCAAGUAUGGAGCUGUAAAAGAAGUGAAAAUAAUCACUUAUCGGGGAGGAAUAUGCAAAGGGUAUGGUUUCGUAUAUUUCAGUGAGGAUGUUGAUAUCCAGGCUAUAGUUGAUCAGCCGAUUUGUUUUAAAGGGAAAAAACUCAAACUGGGACCUGCCAUCAUGAAAGAGCGCAAUUCUCGUUCAAUGCCAUCUCCACUGAUUGGUCCAUCACAGUGGGUAAGCCCCUCCCCAUAUGUCUACUGCAACUGCUGCUCCCCAGGCCUGGCCCCACCCUCACCUGUCUUCAAUGGAGGGAAUCAAUAUUUGCAGCCAUAUUCUUAUUCCAGUCAUCCAGGAGUUAUGAUCCCACAGGUGCCCAUAAACUAUGCACAAACCACGUACGCCUACCAGUAUCCCCUGCCACAGUGGUGCGGAGAGCAGAGGACGAGGCUUGUCAAUCAGAACUAUGUGGAUUGUGGAGUCCAAACCUUGCUAACCCUUCUUUAGCCUUUUCCAGUACCACAGACUCAUUUUACUUGGGUAGACUCCCAUAGAAGCAGAGGAGAACAUCAUGAUGGAGACCAAGCUGUGAACUUUAAAGAUUUCUUCUCUGUUUGACCGUGUGUGUGUGAUGGUGUAUUUUGUGAGGAAGACACUGAAAUGAUCUCGUGAUCAAACUUGGCCUCGCUCAUCCACACAUUGCAAGCUUAAUUUGCCUUU